Miscanthus lutarioriparius is the source of this 786-nucleotide messenger RNA. Lineage: Eukaryota; Viridiplantae; Streptophyta; Magnoliopsida; Poales; Poaceae. The record is from the annotation of a GenBank genome assembly.
AUGGUGUCCUGGCCAGAGCAUUCUAGCUUCAGGUCUGGUGCUCCGCAUAAUGACGAUGUACCGCUAGAUUCAAUCCUAACAAUUGAUGCAGUUGAGAAAUUCCUCCAGAUGCAACAAAUGCUCGGUCCAACGAGGUAUGCCUACACUGAGAUUACCGCAAUCACAAGCCAUUUCAGAGACAAGCUUGGUCAGGGAGGAUAUGGCUCUGUGUACAAGGGUGUUCUACUCCUGGCUCCUGGGCAAUACCGAGAGAAGAUUUUUUCUUGGGACAAGCUCAAUGAGAUUGCUUUAGGCAUUGCAAGAGGUAUUGAAUACUUGCAUCAGGGUUGUGAUAUGCAGAUACUUCACUUUGACAUUAAGCCACACAACAUCCUUCUCGAUAGCAACUUUGUCCCAAAAGUUGCUGAUUUUGGCGUCGCCAAGUUGUACCCAAGGGACAUGAGCUUUGUGCCAGCGAGCGCCUUACGGGGAACCAUUGGGUACAUUGCUCCUGAAAUGAUAUCUCGUAGCUUUGGUGUCAUAUCAAGCAAAUAUGAUGUUUAUAGCUUUGGUAUGCUGCUUCUAGAGAUGGCCGGAGGGCGGAGAAAUGCAGACCCAAACGUAUCAAGCUCAAGUCAGGCAUACUACCCGUCGUGGGUAUAUGAUCAGCUAGCUAAUCAAGAAGCGAGUGAGAUACCUUCUGCUGCUGUUGCUGAUAUGCAUGAGUUGGAGAGGAAACUGUGCAUUGUUGGGUUGCAUUCAGAUGAAGCCUCACGAUCGUCCGACGAUGAGCUAGUGAAGUCAUAG